This is a messenger RNA of Phytophthora nicotianae INRA-310, 1800 nucleotides long. RefSeq lists its product as hypothetical. The record is from RefSeq and is a predicted model, not a curated record. NCBI's taxonomy places the organism in Eukaryota, Oomycota, Peronosporomycetes, Peronosporales, Peronosporaceae. The transcript has a single exon. The coding region runs from base 48 to 1706 and encodes 552 amino acids.
UGAUUAUGUGGCCCACGUAUAAGUAGCAUAACGUGACGAGUGUGGCGAUGCAGGUGGAUCGCUCGCUGAUCGACAAGGAUUUCGACCGCUACGUGCUGGCUACCGAUGGUAUUUCCAAACGUGCUACUGCACUGUCAGUACCAGCAUUGACGCCGCUAGAUGCCGGUCAGAGCAUGCGCAAGGCGCAGUGGGAAUCGCGAGCUCACUACAACGCGCUGAUAGCCGAUCCGUUCUUAUGCAAUAGUUUCGAAGCCACUGUAGCGUAUUUCGUGGACGCAGAAUAUCGUCUUAUGCAGAUCGUUGACCGCAAGACGGACGGAGUGACGCUCGAGAAGGUCUAUAACUUCCCCCGGUUGACGUCGAGACAGGAGAACGUCUCGGUUUAUGUGGCAGGCAAAGGGUUGGUCGUGUAUUGUGACGGACACGGAACGCUGCACUUCCUAAAGGCGGAAAAUGACCAAGAAGGAGCUAAGUGGAGUGCCAUCUACGAGUGCGCGCCGUGGGGCGUUGUACCACUACUUCUACUUGGAGCUUCUUACGAUGAACAGAGUAAACAAAUCCAUGUUGUGAUAGCUGAGCCACUUUCGGGGAAUGAAGCUGACGGGGCCUUCCGACUCUCAACGAUUAAAGUGCUUGGGACUGCAACUUCAGUGCAUGAUAUGGACAUCGAUAGUGAAUCUAUUGGUUUAGAGCACACAACAGCAGGAAUCGCCGUGGUGUCGGAGUUGCCGACAUACGUCUCGUUCAAUGGACUUGAGGUGGUGUUACUAGUGCAAGGAACGCACCAAUUGCUCAUGGAGCGCGUGGCAGAAAAGAAGGCGGGAACAUCAGCGCAAAACGUUCCCUCUGUGACGGGUAAAUCGUCACCGCAUAAACGUCUUCACGACGAGGACGCGUUGGACGACGACGAGAUGGCCAUGCUGCUUUCCAAGCUCCCCCGAGCAGGCAUUGGCUUCCACGGAGAUAUCUCCAAGCCUAAAGAGCCUAGCGAACUGGCAUCGAUCGACUUCACUACGCCGCUAAGUGAGCGGUUCCACAAGUCCAGCACUCCUUUCAGCUCGGUCGAUGUACCUCUCCACGGUGCACCCGAUAUAUCGACACUCUACCGCAGAGAAAGCAUUGGCAGCCAACAUGACCGACCACUCGAGGUGCCGACUGCAGAAUCCAUUCUCAGUGGCUUUGAGGAGUGCGACAGUGGAGAUCCGAACGCCAAGGCGUCAUUAUUGCUCGUUAACUUGGAGCAGAAAAUGGUGCAGCAGCAGCUAGAUAUCGACUGCAUGAAUUUCCAAUUUCUGUGCCCGAGUGCUCGUGUAAAAGGAUCUGGAGACUUCAAGCCGACGCUUCUGUUCCGGAACGAUGUACACGGCCUGGUUUUCGAGCUGAAUGUAGCGCUGGAUCGCCUUUUGCUGCGGCACUCGACCACUCUGCCAGCAUUCGGCUUCGUGCAGGCGUCGAAGCAGGAGAAGAAGUUUAUGUCAUUCCAUCUAACGGGGUCAAUAGCUUGUAUCGGCGAGUUUGAGCGCCGCGUGUUCGUGUAUCAGGGCAGUAGUUCGGAAGAGGAGCGCAAGUCGCACACUCGCCUGCAGUACGUGGUGGAACUUGGUGACCAGCAGCUUCUGGGGAUGCAGAUCGUCAACGACGACACUAUCCUGGUGCUGACUUCGAACCACGUGUACUCGCUUACACUGCCCAUGCAGCGCUCAUAAAUGUAGCAACUUUAAGAUUCUAGCAGAUCACAAUGCAAGUGACAACUUCAACUGGAAUGAAUGUAGUCAUUGAAACGAGGUAUUCUACUGACGA